AUGAGUUUACUAGACGUCCAAUCUCCUGCUUUGACCUAUUUUGAACAGUACAGCAAGGCCUUUUGUGCUUUAGCCUUUGUCCUUGUUCUACCUGACUUGACGGCCAAAGAGAAGAGGAGAUGUCUGGAUGCAUUUCAGUACAACCAUGACAACCCUUACUUCAAGCCAGUUUCCAAGGAGGACGCCAUGUUUGUACACAUGUUUCAUACCAGUGGCAAGUUGACUGGGACGCAGGCUCGCAUUGGAACCGUGGACAUUGUGAUCAACAAUGGCUACUUCCAGCCUGGCUGUGGCAAGCAAGUUAACAAAGGAGUCGGCUGCAGUCAUCGUAGGUCUGUUGCUGUGUUUCUGCUCAGUCUAGUAGCCACAGGCAGCGUAGUGGCCAGGAGGUGUGACAGUUGGGAAGACUUCAACCAAUGUAAAUGCUCCGACCCGGCUAACCCUCUGCUCGUCGUUUCUUUCCCAGUGAAUGAAGAGGUAACUGGCACAUUCUACGUAAGAACUAAGGGCAUACUACCUUUUGUGCUAUCAUCCCAAGGAGCAUACUGUGAGGCCGAAGCCAAAGUUCCUCACUUCUACAAAAAGUAAUUUAAUUAAAAGUGAGAAACAGUUGUUCAUUUUCUAAUAAAAUUAAUUUACCAAACCAUAUAACUUAGAG
Molecule: messenger RNA, 658 nt
Organism: Macrosteles quadrilineatus (aster leafhopper)
Lineage: Eukaryota; Metazoa; Arthropoda; Insecta; Hemiptera; Cicadellidae
Product: lipoprotein lipase-like
Exons: 4
Coding region: 1-588 (195 amino acids)
Molecular function (GO): lipase activity
Source: RefSeq, a predicted model, not a curated record